AUGCAAAUGGCUCCUUUCAUGGUCGACAACAUCAAGGGCUGGACCCGUGCCACAUGCGUGGCCUUCAUCAUUCUUGCGCUGACUGAAAUCGACAUCAGUGACCCUGGGCAACUUGCAAAGCUGCAGCCGCUUCACAAGGUCAUCGACAGGGCUUGGCUGCUGCCCAUGCACAUUGAAAUGGGCAUGUCGAAAGACGUACAGUCCUACCGCAACUUGAGCCUCAGUUUUCGCGGUUCGGAGCGCCAAGCUCCAAAUCUGCUCCAACUGGUGCUCCGCUUCUCGAAAAUCAUGGAGCGGAAUGCUAGUGUCGGGAGUGGCAACACCGAGAACCGGCUGAAGAAGGUCAUCCAAGAGUUCAAUGCCAGUCCUGGUUUACACCCGAAGCACCAGGUUGAAGGAGAGAAGGAAAAAGCCAUCCUCAACCUCAUCAUUGGAAGCUGCAAGGAGGCGAGGGCUUUGAUGAGCCAACACCUUUCCUUCACCAAAUGGAAGGACUCCUGCUUUUCCACCGAGCAGUUGAGAACACAACGGUGGCUGCUGGGUGCACGCCCAAAACAAUGCGCAGAUGGCUUGGCAGAGGUUCUCACCGUGACCCCAAGGGCACAACAGAUGCUCAUGCAGCUGCACAUCAAAGCUUUUGGUGAAGCGUGCAGGAAGGUGAGGCUGUCUGCCCGAGCCCGUGUUCGACCAACCAGUGAUGAGUUUGAGAAGCUUGUCGACUUUUCCUGCGUUUUUGCCGCCCUGCGGAAUGCUGCGAAGUCGGCCUCAUCUGACAAGAGCGUGGAUGGGAAGUUGAUGGAUGCAUUUUUGUCCAAGGACUACUUUCAAGAUGUGGAGGCUGCUGUGACCUCCAAAAACUCAGCCUUUCGAUUGUCUUCGCUGGCAAUUUGGACUGACAUCGUCACACCUCCAUCCUUGCCAGCUUGUCUCCAAGGGGAGGAGUCAACUGAUGUGCUCAUUGCCCAGGAGAACGCCGCUGACAGCAAGUUCAAGGAGGUCAAAGUGAAACUGGCUUCGGACUGCCAGGCAAUGACCCACUACCUCAUGGAGAAAUCCAAGAUCGAGAGCAGAACUCACGUGCUGAAAGUGCUUCAUGAGAAGAAGCAAAACGAGAUUGGAAAAACGUGCCUCGACUCGAUUGUGGUCAAUUAA
Messenger RNA from Durusdinium trenchii, 1152 nucleotides. The record is from the annotation of a GenBank genome assembly. Lineage: Eukaryota; Dinophyceae; Suessiales; Symbiodiniaceae.